AUGGAGCUUGCUGCAGCGCAGAUUGUGCCGGGCAACACAUUGACCGCCGUGAUUUCAGAAGAUGCUCUCGAAGAGGGACAUCCUGAAGCACAGGCUCCUGCCCAACCUGCAGACCCCUCCAUGCCUGAGGACGGCGUCGAAAUCAAGGACUUCCCGCACGGCAUUCGCCUGAUGGCGCAGCAGGCCAUUUUCGAGGGCUUCGAUCCACAAAUCGAGGUUCUUGAGAACUGGAGCGACUUGAAGGAAGUCUCAGCUCUGGAAGAGGUGCUGCCUGCUGGCCACGUGCCCCUGGCUCGACUCCUCCGGCUCACUCCGGAAGAUCGAACUUUCCCUGCACCCGUGAAGGUCCAGGUGCCAGCGUGUGCUGGCGCAGACACUGUCUGGAGAUCCACUCCAGCUGGCUGGGAGAAGCUGGACACAGUCACUUUCGACGACGGUCGCGCAACGGUGGCGCUGGGCCACUUUUGUGACCUAGUCAUCACUGGAAAGUGCAUUCCGCUGAAAUGCAUUGGUUUUCUCCAUCCACACGGCGAGAACGCCCAGAUUGUGAUAAUGCACAUUGGCUGCGAGUUCUGCCAAAGCGGGUUGGAGUUGCUUUGCUCGGAUGAAGAUGUUUUGCAACCCCUGCGCAAGUGCGGGCCCAGUCUGCAACUGGGAACGUUUCAGCACAACGAAGAGUUGGAAAUCCAUCAGACUGGCCGAACAUCGAAAAUCAAGAUGAGGUUUGACAAAAUGCCACUGUCGCGAAGACUCGAUGCCCAGUCGGGGCUACAGUUUGAUGUGGAGAUCGAUGGAGAGAACCACGUCUUCAAAGCUCCGCUUGUUCCGGGUCCAGCAACUCCUGCACAGCCUGCUCCUCAUCCUUCUGGGCACCCAGCUGGAUCUGCACCACAGGUGCCCGCAGGUGCAGGUGCUGUCGGAUCUUCCGCGGUGCCGAACCCACAGGUGGCAUCGACGGUUCCAGGGCAUUUGAUGCUCAGUGGACGCUUCAACAAUGCUGCGAUUGUCGCGUACAUGAAGGAAGUGAAAAAAAGUCAGCUGGAGACCAGAAAUGUCCCAGUGUUCAUGGUCGAUGCGUCAACUGGCCAAGAUUUUGGGCAAAUGACAUGCGAAGGAUUGUGCCGUGCCAAAGGCAUGGUAGCUUUCUGCACAUCGGAGUACGGUGCGUAUACUGGUGUGGGCUAUGAAACGUUCUAUGAACUCGAGUUCGCUCACCAGAAUCAGUUACCCUUGUUUCCCAUCAAGCUCUGCGACCAGUGGCCACCAGCACCACAGAACAACGAACGAGGCACUUGCCAAAAUAGAUUUGUGUUCAAGAAAAGCCUCGCAUUCGCAGAAGAUCUGCAGAUGACCAACGCCAGAGGCGUUGCUGAUAAGAUUGCUGAAUCUGUUGCACGCAUGGGCAUCUUCCGAAAUUAG
Molecule: messenger RNA, 1419 nt
Organism: Cladocopium goreaui
Lineage: Eukaryota; Dinophyceae; Suessiales; Symbiodiniaceae
Source: the annotation of a GenBank genome assembly